Messenger RNA from Coprinopsis cinerea okayama7#130, 318 nucleotides. RefSeq lists its product as hypothetical. The record is from RefSeq and is a predicted model, not a curated record. The transcript has 2 exons. Gene Ontology annotation, biological process: mitochondrial respiratory chain complex III assembly. NCBI's taxonomy places the organism in Eukaryota, Fungi, Basidiomycota, Agaricomycetes, Agaricales, Psathyrellaceae. Bases 1 to 318 code for a protein of 105 amino acids.
AUGUCGGCGCCUUCAAAACAACUAGCCCAAAAGCUUUCAACAAUCGCCGACGCCUGGGUGCGGGACCCAUUCCGACCCAACAUCCAACUCUCCACAUUCCUCAAAUCACUAGCGGACCACCCAAAGCUCACACCACAGGCUGUCCAAGCUGCACGCGCACUACAAAAGAAUGAAAUUAAGAAAGCGUAUCCGCUCUCAGACAAGAUGCUUCGCCCAGCUUCCAUGCCUCAGCACUACGAGCGCCUUCUAGAAGGAUACAAGAAAAGCCAACAAGGAAUCGGUAGACCCUGGUGGAAGGUGUUCUUUGGAAUUUGGUAA